Molecule: messenger RNA, 1560 nt
Organism: Clonostachys rhizophaga
Lineage: Eukaryota; Fungi; Ascomycota; Sordariomycetes; Hypocreales; Bionectriaceae
Source: the annotation of a GenBank genome assembly
AUGGCAUCCAAACGCGAUCUUUCUGAUCUAGAUGAGGGCGAAGUCACGGAGCCAGAGAUCAAGCGCAAAAGGAAGAACUACCACUCUGGCGGUACGCGACAACAUCAGAACUCCAGCAUCGACUCAACCUGGGGCCAGAAAUACGUCUUCUCGGGCUAUGGCGAUGCGACGACAAUCCCUCCAGGAGAGGAGUCCGACUUUGAGGAUGAUGCGGAAGCUAUGGCAUAUUUGAUGUCUGUAAGGCAAGAAGCAUCCGAUAUACCCCAUCUGCUUGUUGCGCCCAAAGUUCAGAUCGGACCACAGCUACCGCCUGAGCUGAAGCAAGACGGUAGCGACGACAACGCCGAGGGUGACCACGACGGCGACUACGAGUACGAUGGCGAUGGCGAUGUUGACCGAACCACGUAUACAGAUGGAACAGGUGAUGCCAGAGGAUAUUACGAGGAUGGGGCCUACAUCUCCCUGCCUGGGCCUGGAGAAGGAGAGGAGGAGGAGGAAGAGUACGACGAGCCGGGCGAGCUAACGGAGAAGGCGAUCCACGAAGCCUACUUUGCGGCUCUUUUGGAGAAAUAUUCCAAUCUCCGGGAUCUUCUCAACUCGACCCGACCUCCCGACGCCUACUCUCGAUUACCUCCAUCAACCGCGACCGAGGCUGCGCCCUUUGGUCGCAAUUCAUUCACAAUGUCCAAGUGGUCUGGCCUCAUACGCAAGACGGACCCUCUUCCCCUCCAGGUUGCACUCAUAUCCAAGGAUUCUGUUCUGCGCAUCCUAAGAGUCAUCCUCAGCGGCAAGUUUCUUCGCCAAGGACAGCCCAUAUCUGAGCGCACAAGUCGCUGGCUAUGGGCGCUCCUGGCUCGUCUGCCGGAGCGAGGAGAGAUGACCCACGUCGAGAUCGGCUGGGUCCGCGACUUGGGCAGAAGAGCGGUGUUGCUGGGAAGGAGCCUUGCCGAGAUGGCGGCUCUGAGAGAAGAGCUGGAAGAUGGCGGGUUGGGCGUGCAUGAGUACGUGGACGGAAGCAGCAGCGACGAAGAAGAUAUGGUUGAGGAUCCGGAGGCCAAUGAUGGUGUAGACAGCCCAAUUGAUAGAGACGGCACCCCUGAUUUCCCACCCGACGAUCCAAAAAAGGCUAACAGCACUUCCGAAGCUGUCCCUGCUGCUGCUGUUGCUGCUGACCAGCCGGGGGAGAGAAAGCUGACUGAUGGCCAAGAGGAUGAGCUGGAAGAAGGUGAGAUCUCAGAGGAGGAAGACAAUAACGGCAAAGGCAACGGUGAUGACGACGAGGAUGAGGAUGUUGCGAUGGAGAUUGCAUCCAACUCAUCCGUUGGGGAGAAUGAGGCAUCAGCAACAAACCCCGACGACCUAGAAGCUGCAAAGGCUCGGCUCCUAGCACAGGUCGACGAGGCCGAGGCUGAGAAUGAUCAGCUUUCUGCCGAUGAGGCCGCCAGGUACCGUGCUCGUAUGAAUAUGCGCGCGACGGUCAACAUGAUACUCACGAUCGCGGGCGAGUUUUACGGCCAACGAGAUCUACUUGAGUUUCGAGAGCCUUUUGUAGGUAUGUAA